Molecule: messenger RNA, 1743 nt
Organism: Vigna unguiculata (cowpea)
Lineage: Eukaryota; Viridiplantae; Streptophyta; Magnoliopsida; Fabales; Fabaceae
Gene: TPR4
Product: Tetratricopeptide repeat (TPR)-like superfamily protein
Biological process (GO): RNA processing
Molecular function (GO): protein binding
Source: RefSeq, a predicted model, not a curated record
CUAAUGAAAGGUGGACUCGGGAUCUGGAUUUUUGUAACAUAAAGCAAGCAAAAGAUAUUUUAAAAGCUUGGACCAGAAUUAAUGCUCAUAACCAUAAUAAACAAACACUGCCAUUUCUCAAUAACUCGGUCUCUUCCAUAUUUUUGCUAGCAACAUCUAACAACCGACCUUGCCUUUUUAGACUCUGUUUUUCAUCCUUGUAUAUCAACUUUAACAUCUCUGAGAGUAGUAGCAAAUUACAGAUAUUGGCAUAUCUUGUUGAUAGCACCAUGGACGGUUCCAAGUCAGUGAUGGAGGAUGACUUUGAAUCAACAACCUUGCAUUCAGCUCCAUCAUUUGCAAUAUACAACAACCCUGAUGGAGAUGAUGGCAUCACCCAAGAUGAAAUUUUGAAGAAAACUGUUUUGUUGGGAGACAAUUUGGAAGUCACGGGCAGUGGUGAGUUCAGUUUUGAGAACAAGAAGAUGGAUUUGAUUGAGGAAGGUGAGAAUGAGAAUGAUUGGUCCAAUGGGAUUCAGAAUUUGAGUAUUGAAGAGGAAGAUGUUGAACCAGCAAGUCCUCCCAUGUAUCUUGCAUCAGGGCUUGGGGUUGAUGCUGACGCAGGAUUUGAUAAACUCAUGGAUGGUGAUAUAUUUAAUCCCAACUUGCAAGAAAGUGAGGAUCUUGAAGGGUAUUACAAGAGGAUGAUUGAUGAGUAUCCCUGCCACCCUUUGCUUCUCAAAAAGUAUGCGCAGCUUUUACAAUCUAACGGAGACCUUCAAGAGGCUGAAGAAUACUUUCUUCGUGCUACCAUGGCAGAUCCUAAUGACAGUGAAACCUUGACGCAGUAUGCGAAGCUAACGUGGGAGAAUCAUCGUGACAAGGAUACAGCAUUAGUCUAUUUUGAACGUGCAGUUCAAGCUGCACCUCAAGACAGCCAUGUUCUUGCAGCAUAUGCUAGUUUUCUCUGGAAAGUCGAAGAUUUUGAGGAUGAAGAUGGAAAACAUGAAAUUCAGAGUGAGAUGAAAAAUCAAGAGACCGAACUUUUGAAGCCCUCCAAAGAAACAAGUGAUCCAAUCAGCCAACUUUCAGUUCUUUCAAGUAGACAGGAGAUUGAUGCAGCACAAAUUACAGCAGCUAAUAGUGGUGACGAAAGUAAUUUUGAAGAUUAUUUGAAGAAGAUGAUUGCUGAAAAUCCAAAUAAUCCUUUGUUUCUGAAAAAGUAUGCUCAGUUUCUGUUGCAGUCCAAGAGAGAUCAUCAAGAAGCAGAGGAUUACUAUUCACGUGCAAUAGUAGCUGAUCCCAGUGACGGUGAAAUUAUAUCAGAAUAUGCCAAGCUAGUAUGGGAACUUCAUCAUGAUGAGGAAAAAGCUUCAUUUUUAUUUGAGCAAGCAGUUCAGGCUACUCCAGGGGAUAGCAAUGUUCUGGCAGCAUAUACGUCGUUUCUGUGGGAAACAGAUGAUGGGGAAAGCUGAAAUUUAGAGGCAGAGCCAUGUUCAAGUGAUAUUCUGCAGAAAAAGUUGCCAAAUAAAUUCUUGUGGCUUCUGGUGAAUUAAGAAACCGCACACAAUCAACACAUCUAAGGAGAAGGCUCAACUCAUCCACAAUAAAGAAAACCAUAUUUAUUUACUAACUGCAUUUUUUUGGCCUUUAUUUUUCUAGAAUGACAUGUAUCUAAUGUUGCAGCAGGACAAUAAUAGCUUACGAAAUGAUUUAUGAUUAUGUUAAAAAAACUCAACUAGUUAAGAGAAAUUUCUUUCCCUA